AUGAAUCCACCGGACAUUCGCGAUGACCCGGCUCUGCCGCAGCCGACGGCAGAGGUCGCACCUGUGCUGGAGGUGGACACCGACGGCGUACGUGUCCGCGAAGCCAUUCACCUCUUCUUGAGCCGCCUUGUCGAUCCGGUUCUACGCGCCAACCAAAGCCUCGCCGCACCGUCCACCAGCGGCGUCGACGGCGGUGACACCUCGCUGCACUACAUUACUGCCCAAAUGGAACGCAUCAGCACCUCCACUAGCUGGUGCACCUGCGUGGUGCGGUGGGCCGAUCUGAUCCGCUUCGACGAGGACGCCGCAGCCGUGAUCGAGUCCGACUACCAGCGUUUCUCCUCUUUUCUGAACGAGGCGCUUCACCAGGUGCUGCUGCAGUACUACGGAGAGGAGUACGGCAACCGCGGCCGCUGCUAUCCGAGCCUCGUCUUCUCGAACGUUCCUCGCUGUCUCACCAUCCGCUCUCUCCGUGCCUCGCUUGUGGGGCAGCUGUGUUGUAUUAAAGGCGUCGUUACACGCACCUCGCAGGUGCGUCCGGAGUUGCUGGUGGGCGUGUUCCGCUGCAGCGACUGCGGCACUGAAAGUCUACCUAUCGAGCAGCAGUUCCAUUACACCGAGCCGCCCACGUGCCGCAACACACAGUGCGAGAACAAGAACAAGUUCCAACUGAUUCCGAAUCACCCGCAGACGCGUUUCGGGGACUGGCAAAAGCUGCGUAUGCAGGAGGACGCCAACAACAUCCCGGCAGGAUGCAUGCCGCGCACGCUGGAGGUCAUCGUCCGCGCCGAUGCGGUGGAGGUGGCGAAGCCCGGUGACCGCGUGCUGGCGGUCGGCUGCGCGAUUGUCGUCCCGGAAGUCGCAAAGCUGUUCAACCUCGCCAACCGACGUGAGGUGCAGCGACAGAUGACGGGCGGGCAGAGGGCACAACAGGACGCGCAGGCCGACAUGGAGGGCGCCACAGGGCUACGCGCACUGGGUGUGCGGGACUUGAGCUACCGCAUGUGCUUCCUUGCCACCACCAUCACGGACGGCAACGGAGACGAUCGCAAGAUGACGCACGCGGUGAAGGAGGCCACCGAUGGGGCGUCUGAGAGGGAGGAGGUGGUGCUGACGCCGGCGGAGCGGCAACGGGUGCAGCAAAUACGGCGCCACGACAACCUUCUCAAGGCCCUGACGUCGUGCGUCGCACCGAACGUCUUUAAGCACGACGUGGUGAAGCUGGGCCUGCUGCUGCAGAUGGUGGGCGGGGUGCCGAAGACAACGGUGGAGCGUAUUACGCUGCGCGGCGACAUCAACGCCUGCAUCGUUGGCGACCCCUCCACGGCGAAGUCGCAGUUCUUGAAGUGGGUCUCGGCAAACAUGCCACGUGGGGUGUACACGAGCGGCAAGGCCAGCACGGCCAGCGGCUUGACCGCGACGGUCACCCGCGACGCCGACACAGGCGAGCGCACGAUUGAAGCGGGCGCGCUGAUGCUGAGUGACCGCGGGAUUUGCUGCAUUGACGAGUUCGACAAGAUGGAGAUGAAGGAUCAGGUGGCGAUUCACGAGGCGAUGGAGCAGCAGACCAUCUCCAUCGCAAAGGCCGGCAUCAAGGCGACGCUGAACGCGAAGACGUCCUUGCUGGCUGCCCUGAACCCCAUUGGCGGCAAGUACGACCGCCGCCGGCCGUUGCAGAAGAACAUCGCCAUGACGGCACCCAUCAUGUCCCGUUUCGAUUUGAUGUUUGUCAUCGUCGACGACUCUGGCGACGACGCGGACUACGCAAUUGCCAACCAGCUGCUGCGUCUGCACCGCUUCGGCGGAGCCGCCGUGCGCCCGCCCUUCACAACCGAGGACUUCCAGCUGUAUUUGCGCUACGCCCGGUCGCUGACCCCGCGACUUACCCCAGAAGCGUCGCAGCUGAUCGUUGCGGCUUACCGCGACAUGCGACUGCAGGACUCCCUGUCGAACCGAAGCAAGGUGUACCGUGUCACUACACGUCUGCUCGAGAGCAUGAUUCGUCUCUCAGAGGCGACCGCGAAGAUUUACAUGAGCGAGGAGGUGAGGCCCACCCACGUCGAAGUGGCACUGGAGCUCAUGCGGCAGUCCCUGUCGACAUUAGAUAUGACGGAAGUAGAGCUCGCCGAUGGGGCUGGGGAGGACGGGAGUUCCAACCAGGCGGAGCUGCAGAAGCGACAGCAGCAGCAGAGCACGACUGUAAAACGUGAGCCGGAGGCAGCGCACGGUGACGGCGCGGAGAGCGCGUACGCGGAGGCGUCCAACACGGGCGCGGAUGCCUUGUCGACUUCCCCCGCCGCUGCUGAUCCCCCGCGGCGCAAAGUCAGCAUCAAGGCAGACCACUACUUCGCCAUCGUGAACCGCCUCGUUGCGCACCUCAAGUCUCUCGGCGAGGACGCGGCUCCGACUCGGCAGGAGUUGGUGACGUGGUACCUCGAGCAAGUGAAGACGCUGAACCGCCCGCUGCUGGAGGCGGAACUGCGCUACGUGAAUCUUGUGCUGUCGAAGUUGGUGAAGGAAGGCAAGUUGUUGGAGGUGGACGUGAAGGAGGGCGACGCGCCCCGCAUUUUCCUCGAUCCGAACUUCAACCCGGACGUACCGCAGUAG
Messenger RNA from Leptomonas pyrrhocoris, 2607 nucleotides. RefSeq names its product putative DNA replication licensing factor. Gene Ontology annotation, cellular component: MCM complex; nucleus. Gene Ontology annotation, biological process: double-strand break repair via break-induced replication; DNA replication initiation; mitotic DNA replication. The record is from RefSeq and is a predicted model, not a curated record. NCBI's taxonomy places the organism in Eukaryota, Euglenozoa, Kinetoplastea, Trypanosomatida, Trypanosomatidae. The transcript has a single exon. The coding region runs from base 1 to 2607 and encodes 868 amino acids. Gene Ontology annotation, molecular function: single-stranded 3'-5' DNA helicase activity; single-stranded DNA binding; ATP binding.